AUCAGAAUGGAAUUUGGAUUCGAUGAGAUUAUGAAUUUGUUUUUGGCAUCCUUGACGUCCCCAACUCCAUUGUCGGACAUCAUCUUAAAGAAAACAAGAAACACAAUCUCUGCAAUGCCGGAAUCUAAACCAAAGAUUCCAUCACAUGAUGUUAAACAAGAAGAAAAUCCUAAACAAGAAGAAAAUCCCAACUCUAAGAAUCUAAGCUUGAAAAUGACGAUACAAAAAUCUACUGGCAAGCUGCUGUAUGCCGAAGCCAAGAAAGAGUUCGUAGAGUUUCUGUUUAGUCUCCUCUUUAUCCCACUAGGAGGAGUUGGGAAUCUUCUUGGAGGUAACACUAGUUUUAAGGCCAUCGACAACUUGUACCGGAGCACAGCCAACGGAGAGAUCUUCGACUCCGGAGAUAUAAAGGAGAGACUAAUGAAAUUUAAUCUGGUUCAUGGCUGUAUUUCCGAAAGCCACAUUCUUCCCAUCACUGAAGAAAAUUGGCACAAAGAUUUCAAGUCGUUUACUUCUGCUAAGUUUCCUAAUGGCAAGGGGAGUUAUCUUCAACGACCAACUUAUAAGGUGAUGGAUGAUUUAACUGUUGUGCCCUAUUGCUUAGUCUCCAUCCUUUGUUGUCUCAAUGAGCAGAAGAUCCUGAUAUCUGAUGUCAAAGAAGUCGAGCUGCAAAUCGGAUUGAAAGAGGGUUUGAGCAUAUUGAAAGCAUCUCUUACAUCCACUUCUGCUCUCUCCGAUGCUCUGCUCAGUCAAACAUUGAACAAACGGCCUCUUACGUCCACUCCUGCUCUCUCCGGUGCUCAGCCCAGUCGAAUAUUGAACAAACGACCGAAGACUGAAGUCUGAGUCGUCUCUAUACGCAGGGGCGGACGCAGAAAAAAUCUUUUGUGGGAGCUAUGUUUUCAAAUUUUUCUUUGAGAAUAUACAUUUUUCAUGAGAUUUGGUUCAUUAAUUGGGGCUUUUAUAAAACAAUUUUGCACAAAUUCAGUUAUUUAAAGAUCCUAUAAAGUAGAUUUCUUUUU
Salvia miltiorrhiza (redroot sage) is the source of this 1022-nucleotide messenger RNA. RefSeq lists its product as uncharacterized. NCBI's taxonomy places the organism in Eukaryota, Viridiplantae, Streptophyta, Magnoliopsida, Lamiales, Lamiaceae. The record is from RefSeq and is a predicted model, not a curated record. The transcript is spliced from 3 exons. The coding region runs from base 7 to 846 and encodes 279 amino acids.